AUGAGUUCGAGUUUGAUUAGUACAAGCAACGGCAGUCCAGCUUGUGGUGAUCAUCACUUCACAUCCGAGCCAACGUCCAUCCAUUCAGCUUUAAUUGAAGAAAUUCAUGAUAUUCCAAUGAAGGACAUCAGCCGACCAUUACCAUCAACUCUCGACGAAACAAAAGUGGAAUCAAUAAUCGAAACGAUUCAAACGAUGAAUUCAGAUCGAUUACCACCGAUUGAUGUUCUAUGGUACGAAGCACCAAACUCAGGAAACAAUUAUUACUUUGCGAUGGGUGGUUGUCAUCGUUGGGAAGCUCAUAAACGUUUGAAUUUACCAACGAUUCGUGCGAAACUUAUACAAACGACAUUAAACGAUUUGAAAGUUUAUUUUGGUUCAUCGUUCUUUAAUUUACAAUAA
Molecule: messenger RNA, 402 nt
Organism: Adineta ricciae
Lineage: Eukaryota; Metazoa; Rotifera; Eurotatoria; Adinetida; Adinetidae
Source: the annotation of a GenBank genome assembly